Cladocopium goreaui is the source of this 3482-nucleotide messenger RNA. NCBI's taxonomy places the organism in Eukaryota, Dinophyceae, Suessiales, Symbiodiniaceae. The record is from the annotation of a GenBank genome assembly.
GUGCUGGCAGUUCUGCUGCUGCCAUGUGCUCGUCGCCUUGGAAAGCCAGCGACGCACCGCAAAGUCUCAGGAUGUUGUUUGCGGUGACGCAACAGGGCCUUGUUCGCAUCUCGGGUCACUGGGCAGCCGGAGGUCGAGAGAUCUUGCCAGAGCAGCAGGCCGGCGUCAACAUAACCUCCCAAGCAGAGGUUGUCUUGCAUUGGCCACGCAGUGGUGUGAGCUCGAGCGACGUCCAGGUGGAGUUCAUUUCUCAUCAGAUUUGGCCUCCGUUGCCGCCGUUGACAUCAGGCAGCCUGACCAAACGCAGUGAACGACAGCCAAGGAGUACAUGGAUUGAGCACCGCAGGAGGCGGCUUGGCACUGUUUGGGCAGAGCAGAAAGAGUUGAGCCGGGAGCAAUGGUGGCCAGGAGGAUGUUGUGGCAAAAAAUACUCACCGGCUGCACCAGACGAGGAUCGGUUGGACUCCCUUUGGCGCAUUCAAUGCGGCGUGGAGUGGGGUGAAGAUGCCAAGCCUGACUCCGAAUCUGACAAGGACGGAGCAAAACUUUUGACCGAGCUGGGCUGUUUGCGUUGGGCACCGCCCGUGGCCUUGCCUGCACUGGAUCCUUUGCAAAGACUACGGCCAAGGUCAGCAAUGAAAUUGAGUCAACUUGGCAGAAUCGGUGGCCGCGUGGCAGUGCUGGUGGGCAAUGGGCCCGUCGGCCUGCUGGGCCCAGUGGCCAAAGUGCCACAACAGGACGUGACCAAGCUGCCAGAGGAGCUCUGCCAAGCCGCGGAGAGCGCUGCCUGGGCGGCGGCCUCGGCCGCGGCGGUGGCGCCCAAAGUGGCCACGCGAGUUUUGGAGGUAGCCUUGCGCUGGAACCCGCAGCAGCUUCCAGUGGCAUUCUUUGGAGCAGUUUAUGCUGGUAGCGGAGGACUGACACAGGUCGAGCUUCAGCGCCAGUCCUGGCUGGUGGCUGCAGCAGCGCGAAAGAUGCGGAGCAUGCAUCAGGCACAGCUGCAGUCCUCCAUGAUGGCAGCGGGCAAGUGCUGCGAGAGCUUGCUCUUUUGGACCGCCUGCAGGGAGAGAAAGCGGUGGCUUCGGAAUUCGGAGCGAACGCGGAUGGGUCUGACAUUCUUGGGCGAACACCCCCCUCAAGAGGCAGAUGAUGCUGCGGAUUCUGAUAUUUCUGACGGUACUGGUUUGUGGCACGACCCAGUGAGUCCCCAAAUCUCACGGAGGAAUGAACGCGACGGUCAUCGUAGCAGUGAAGGCAGUGCCAGCACUUCCAGUGACAAAGUGACUCCCUUCUCGCGUCCCUCCACUCCGCCAGUGAUCAUCACCGAAAUUAACGGUGACGGAGACUUCCAUACAUCAGGUUUUGGCCAGCAAGUGCUGGCUUCAAGUUCACCAUCUGAUAGCGAAGGACAGAAGCACAAGUACCUGAAGGAGUUUUUGGACAAAGCGGCCAAGAAUCCCGACUUGUCAGAGUUAGCCAAAGCAUUGGAAGAAGCCAGACAAGGUGCGGUGCAGCCAAAGGACCUGGACAAAAUGCAGCAGUGCUUUGAGCAGCUCAUGGCCCUUCAGAGGGCUGCCCUGGGCUUGCUAGAGGCCAUUCAGAGCGGCAGCAUCAGGCAAUUGUCUUCGCGCCUGAGCAUGGCGCGAGAACUUGGCCUUGAGAAUGCUGCCUUUGCAGAUGCCACAGGCACCGGAGUGGUGCAGCUGGCCAUUGCAAAACUUGAGGAUGAAAAGGCUGCGGUCCCCUUGCGGCUUGACGCCGCACUACAAGCCUUUGCAAGGAAGCAAAGCAAAGUGCUCGGGGUGGGAAUGAUCGCCUUGCAACGAUGCAUCGACCAAGCUCGAGCUGCUGAGAUUCAGGACCACGUGAAGAUCUACAAGGUAGAAGCCAAACUCCACCUGCUUUGCGAGCGCAAGCGCGAGAUUGCACUCUUGAAAGCAGCAAUGGAAGUGGAGGAUGCUUGGUUGCUGAAAGCUGCAACGGAAGAAUGUAGACAAUGUUUCGGAGCCUCUUUCGGCGUUGACUUGACUCGUGCCAAGUGCCAGCUGGAGAUUUGGGAAAAAACCCAGGAGGACAUGCCAGUGGCACAAGAUCGCCGGCCUAGCUGCUUCAGGCCUGAUAAGCCUUAUCCUCAUCCUGACUCUUCGACAGAUGGGCUGGCAGCCGUGCCAGUCUCGGGAGUGGUAGAGGAGAAGGCGAAGGCAGCCCUGCGAGCCGUCAUGUUCCAUGAGCCACCGCAGGCCGAGCUUUUACGUCUUGCCAUUGCCCGAGCUCGGCGUGUGGGGGUAGAGCUGCAGCAAGCCGAGCAGUUGCUGCAGGAUGAACGCGAGGUCGAGCAGGCGCUGGAGCAGCUUCGACGGGCCUCAGCUGCGCGGGAUGUGAGAGCCUUGCGCCGAGCCAUUGCGGAUUGCACGGAUGUGGGUGUGGAUCAGCGCCUACUCAUGCCUGCAACAACGCAACUGUGUGAUGCACUGAGUGAGCUGCUGAGGCGCGCUCAGCAGCAUGGCUUAGCCAAUGCCAUCCUCGAUGAGUUGGACAGGGAACGCCAGGAGUUGCGAUGCUCGGUGGCGGAGACACAAAGUGGUCUUCGCACCAUUUGCCGAGUGCGACCUCCACUGACGCAGGAACUACACGAGGCAUUGCGCAUGAAUGCCGGGCUCACCCCUGUGUUGAGGCGUGUGGAUCGCCGCACCCUGGAGAUAGCGCUGGAUGGCAGCUACGCAACCUGCGAUUUCAGCGCUGUGCUUGGACCAGAGAGCACACAGGCACAGGUCUAUGGUGAGCUCACUGGUCUUGCCCAAGCAGCCAUUGAUGGUAGAGAUGUGAGUCUCAUUGCUUGUGGUCCACCUGGAGCUGGCAUGAGCUUUACAUUGUGUGGCUCUGCGGAGCAGCCUGGACUUCUUCCACGGCUGUUGGAUGAUCUCUUCUUCAUCAAAGCUCGUGAGCACUGGCGCUCGGAGAUUCACUUUGAUGUCCAGGCCCUCGAGAUUGCGGAGAAUCAGCCGCCCAUUGACCUCCUCACUGAUGCCAGUCACGACACGAGCUUGCCGCACAUCGUGGCAAGAAGGCCGUGCUAUGGCCAAGGCCAAGCAGUUUUUGCUUCGACACAGUUGGAGGGUGCAGCCACAAGGCGUGUGGCUCAAGUGCAGGAGGUGAAAGACCUGGCUCAGGAGAUUUGGCAACGGCCUUGCCGCUCUCAUCGCCAAGCAGUGCUGAUCGUGCACAUCCGACGGACCAAUCGGCACACAGGCAUUGGGAUUCGCAGCCGGCUGUUGGCGGUGGAUUUGGCCGCCAAGCGGUCAGCAGCUGUGGAUCGCGCGGUCAGCCAAGCCAUCGCAACAUCCGUGGCCUUGCGGCGCAAGAGUACCGGCAUCGCCAUGUCCACUUGGUCGCCCACGGCCGCGCCAGAAGCACCUCCGGGCUCUGGCAGCCAGGCCCUGCGCUUAUUGUUUUGGGAUGUUUUUGGAAUGCCACUACAAUAA